UGUGCGGUUGCCAUGUAAUAUCCUGGCCGCGCGGGCGCGCGGGGCUGAGGCGGCGUCGGGGCGGGCUCGGGAGCUGGCGAGCGGGUGGCGGAGGCGGUGCCGACGGAGGCCGCUGAGGUGCGCGGGGGGUCGGCGGCGCCCGGGAGACUGUCGCUUGCGCGGUCCCUGCGGUUCUCUCGGUCCGGACGGGAGGCCCGACGGCGCGAGGCAGCAUGUCGGUGGCGGGGCUGAAGAAGCAGUUCUACAAGGCGAGCCAGCUGGUCAGCGAGAAGGUCGGAGGAGCUGAGGGGACCAAGCUGGACGAUGACUUCAAAGAGAUGGAGAAGAAAGUGGAUGUCACCAGCAAGGCGGUGACAGAAGUGCUGACUAGAACCAUCGAGUACCUGCAGCCCAACCCAGCUUCGAGGGCCAAGCUGACCAUGCUCAACACCGUGUCCAAGAUCCGGGGCCAGGUGAAGAGCCCCGGCUACCCGCAGCCCGAGGGCCUCCUGGGCGAGUGCAUGAUCCGCCACGGCAAGGAGCUGGGCGGCGAGUCCAACUUCGGCGACGCCCUGCUGGACGCCGGGGAGUCCAUGAAGCGCCUGGCGGAGGUGAAGGACUCGCUGGACAUAGAGGUCAAGCAGAACUUCAUCGACCCCCUGCAGAACUUGUGCGAGAAGGACCUGAAGGAGAUCCAGCACCACCUGAAGAAGCUGGAGGGCCGCCGCCUGGACUUCGACUACAAGAAGAAGCGGCAGGGCAGGAUCCCCGACGAGGAGCUGCGCCAGGCCCUGGAGAAGUUCGAGGAGUCCAAGGAGGUGGCGGAGACCAGCAUGCACAACCUGCUGGAGACCGAUAUCGAGCAGGUGAGCCAGCUCUCGGCCCUGGUGGACGCCCAGCUGGACUACCACCGCCAGGCCGUGCAGAUCCUCGACGAGCUGGCCGACAAGCUCAAGCGCAGGAUGCGUGACACUUCCUCACGCCCCAAGCGAGAAUACAAGCCCAAGCCCCGGGAGCCCUUCGACCUCGGAGAGCCGGAGCAGUCCAACGGGGGCUUCCCCUGCGCCACAGCCCCCAAGAUCACAGCUUCUUCAUCUUUCCGAUCUUCCGACAAGCCCAUCCGGACCCCCAGCAGGAGUAUGCCACCCCUGGACCAGCCGAGCUGCAAGGCGCUGUACGACUUCGAGCCAGAGAAUGACGGGGAGCUGGGCUUCCGCGAGGGCGACGUCAUCACGCUGACCAACCAGAUUGACGAGAACUGGUACGAGGGCAUGCUGGACGGCCAGUCGGGCUUCUUCCCCCUCAGCUACGUGGAGGUGCUGGUGCCCCUGCCUCAGUGACCUGCCGGCAUCCCCGCCCCGGCCGCCUGCGUUCCAUGUGCCCCUGCGGGGGCUCCGGGCCCCUCGGUACUCCCUGAGCAGGGCCCGGCACCCGGGGCGGGCCCCUGUUUACACUAGCGCUUGCCCCGUGUGGGGCGGCGGCUCCCCUCCCCAGUGGGCGGCUGUCCUUCCUGCUCACACUAAGGUGCUCUUAGAAACACUAACGUUCCUGGGGCGGACCCUCCCCACGCCUCCGUCCUGCCGGCCCUGGGGCCCGGCCCCCAGCCCGUUGCUGGCGAUGGGCCUCGGCCCCCACGCUGGGGCGCCCCCAGCCUUGCACACAUGCCACCGAGCCCCCAGGGUGAGGGCCUCGCCACUCCCCCAGCCAGCUGUCAGCUUGCAGCCGGGGACCCCAGGGGCUGCCCUGCCCGAGGACACGACCUCUCCCAGGAGCCUCGGUGCCCCACCCGCCCCCACAAGGCCGAGUACCUUUCCAGCUUUUCAGCUGCCGCAGCCAGGCACAGGGAGGUGUGUCUCACCCCCUGGCACGAGAUGUCACCACCAGCUGCACCCACACGCCCCCAACACCUCUUACACAGGACCACAGGGACCCCAACCUUAGACUCAAGCACAAAGGCCCUGCUGAGAGAACGUUCCUGGGCCCCUUCCUGAGCCUGCGCCCUGCGGGAAGCGUCCCGGCCAUCUCCUCUCCACCAAGGCACAGCCCUGGGUCCCCGAGACCCUGCCCAGCCCUGGCACCCGCUCCCCUGCGGCCUAACCCGAGAACUGGCUAAACUAGGGUCGGGGGCCUCUGGGCUGGCCGUGUUCACAUUCCCCCCCGUGUCCCCUCCUCACCAUUACUUCGGGGGACGCAGAUGCCUCAGCUGAGAUGACCAGUAUAGCCUUGGCCAUGGUCUGAGGCGAUCCAAAUGUACUCCUGAUUUUUUAAGAAAAGAAGUAUUAAAUGUCUCUUUCUACA
Microcebus murinus (gray mouse lemur) is the source of this 2277-nucleotide messenger RNA. RefSeq names its product SH3 domain containing GRB2 like 1, endophilin A2 (gene SH3GL1). Gene Ontology annotation, cellular component: glutamatergic synapse; presynapse; cytoplasm. Lineage: Eukaryota; Metazoa; Chordata; Mammalia; Primates; Cheirogaleidae. The record is from RefSeq and is a predicted model, not a curated record. Gene Ontology annotation, molecular function: protein binding. Gene Ontology annotation, biological process: synaptic vesicle uncoating.